Molecule: messenger RNA, 2280 nt
Organism: Diabrotica balteata
Lineage: Eukaryota; Metazoa; Arthropoda; Insecta; Coleoptera; Chrysomelidae
Source: the annotation of a GenBank genome assembly
AUGUGCGAAGAUUUAACAGUUGUUUGCUUGCUACUUGGCCAACAAAAGGAAUUUACAAAGGGGCAUUUAAUCAGAGAACACUCGGCACAACGAGAGAAGACAAGUGGCGGUCCUAAUACUACAGUAGCUGAAACUGUCGCUGACGCCAACGAUCUAUUAAAACUAGUUCGACGCCUCUCGUACUCCUAUAUUGGCCAAAGAAAAGCGCCCAAUGAUGGCGAAGAUGCCUACCAGGAGGUGGAUGAUGACGUGAAGAUGGGAGCUAACGUCAGCCGCCACUCGGCCAAAGGGUUGGGGCGGCGCUCGCAGUCUAGUGGUAGCAUAUGUAACGGUGGUGGCGGCGCGGGUAGCGGCGGCAAGGGUAGACAUCCCGAGGGGAAGAUAUGCAGCAGUCUGCCUAGUUAUCUGGACGAUAGAGAUAAGAAUGGGGCCUGUAACAAUAACCAUGACGGGAAACAUCAUUUGGAUGAGGUUGAUAGGAUCCCUCCCAUUGGCGAUAGCGCCCCUCUUCACUGGAAGUUCUCCGAUACGCAAACAAUUUGCGACCAAGGUUAUGGUUCAGAAAGAUCACCGGAGGAAGAGUAUCCUCCGAAUCUUACCAGUUUAGAGCAAGACUCUCUACAAUGUCACCAUCAUCUUGAACCCCAUGCUUGCUACCCCUUCAUCACUCCAGAGAGCACCUUCUUGGUGAAGCUGUCGAAAGGAUCACGUGGCCUCGGUCUAAGCGUGACUGGUGGUGUAGACAGCACGGGUUCCUGGCCCGGCUUAAUAAGAAUCAAAAGACUGUUCCCUCAUCAGCCUGCUUCGUCAUGCGGCCUACUCACCGUCGGAGAUCUCCUACUCGAAGCUAAUGGUAUUACACUUACUGGACUUACGAAUUACGAAGCCUUGGAAGUCCUCAGAACUGCUCCAAAUCACGUAGAUUUAAAAAUUUGUAGACCUCCUCCAGAUGUACUGAACUGUGUAAGUCCUAUAUCAGAAGUUCCUCCUCCUCCGCCUAGACGAGAACCUCCUAAUAAUCUUAAUCUGCCUUCCAACGCUUAUUCUACACCUGAAGAUGACUAUUACCAUGGGGAAUUUGAAAUUACGCUUAAAAAAAUUCAAGGAUCUUUGGGAUUCACUCUCCGAAAAGAGGACGACAGCGCUUUGGGUCAUUACGUAAAUGAUGUCGAAAUAUGUCCGAUGUCUCACGAGCAGGCGGUCCAAUUUCUUCGUCAAUGCCCGGAGAUAGUCAAGUUACGCCUUUAUAGAGAUUCUGCUCAAACUCCAGUUGCCACUCUUUCUCCUACAGAAACUACUCCUAGAACUUCCUUUUCUCGAAAAGCACAUUUAAGACAAGAGGCUGUGGACAUGCUCAACGAUCUAGCAGGACGCAAAUUGUGUAUGAAUCCUGAGAUCUACAAUCGUUCUAUGUCUCCUACAUCGUCACCGAGACGUCUGAGACGACAACCGUUUCCUUCUGAUGCUUCGCAAAGAGAUUAUCUCCCAGAAGGUGAAUACAUACCUCAACAAGGCGACUAUAUUCAUUCUCAAGGUGGUCCAAUGGGUGAAUAUGAAAUCUACCACGAGCAGUUCCACGAAGGCAUUAUACAAAAGUUUCCCAGGCCUUUCGAUGAAGACGCUUUUAACUCGUUGUUUUCCAUGGAGUCAGAAGACGGAGAUAGACCGAAUAGACCAAGCUCUUUGGAACUAUAUAACCCCAAUCAAACUCCUGUGGCAUGUCGUAAGCCCCGUUUCAACUUUUCUUUGGCCCACAACGCUUAUGAAUUGAACAAUUUGGAUGCCGAAGUUUUAGACGCGCCUAAUUUGAAAUAUAAUUUAUGCAACGAAGAUGUAAAAACAUCAGAUUCUGAGGUUCAAGAACCGGUCAGCAUGCCACAUAUCCCUAUUGCCACCACUUCAAACUUCAGUUAUAAGCAUCCUGCUUAUCAAUCAGCACAUCCACAGAUCAACUCUGAACCAAUGGCAGAGCCUCCUCAAUCAGUUAGACCCGCCACGAAAACUGAUGACGGAACAUUGAGGAGACGGAAAAAUACCGCACCUGAAGAAAAAGAAGUCAAACUAGUCCAACCAGUGCGCAUGAAGGAAGAAUAUGAGAUCCUUGCCAUAGAACUGAACAGAGGUUGGAAUAGUAGAUUGGGAUUUAGCUUACAAGGGGCAGCUGGUGUCACCUACGUUAGUGCCGUUCAUGCAGAUAGUGUAGCUGCUAGAGAUGGACGCCUGAAACCAGGCGAUCGUCUUAUUAGGGAAUGCAAAAAAGCUUUAGCUCUUUUUUUGUGA